Messenger RNA from Brassica rapa (field mustard), 4431 nucleotides. Its product is annotated as ETHYLENE INSENSITIVE 3-like 2 protein. Gene Ontology annotation, molecular function: DNA-binding transcription factor activity; DNA binding. NCBI's taxonomy places the organism in Eukaryota, Viridiplantae, Streptophyta, Magnoliopsida, Brassicales, Brassicaceae. Gene Ontology annotation, cellular component: nucleus. The record is from RefSeq and is a predicted model, not a curated record.
UAGUUUUUUUGUUGAUUCGGUUGGAUACGUAGUUCGACCUUUCAAUGAUCCAAUUACUCGGUCUGAUUCGGUUCUUGAGGCUAUGGUGGCGUACAGUUCACUGACUUGCUUCUAGUUUCUAUACAUUGACAACCAUCGGCUGAGUCCUUUUAGAGUUUUUAUUGUUUCCGAUACAAGGACACAACAAACAUGUACUUUUAUAAAGGUGAAAGUGUUGAGUGGACAGUAAAAAGAGACAGUAAGAAAACCUUUAUAUCAUUUGGAUAAUUUUGGUGACCGUUUGAAACAUUUUGCGUCAAGGCAUGUAAGGCCAAAGCAAGUAGGUUAAAAAACAAUUUUCGAGUGGUCGUUAGUUGGUUAAGUUGUACGACAGAUAGUUGCAAAAGGCACAUUACUCUAUAAUAAACUCUGCUUAGUUAAUGUACAUAUCAGAAGAAGAAAACGACGACGAGGGUUCCAAUAGUUGUGAGAGUAGCCGACAGGAAAAUCCCGGGAAACACGUUUCAGACAGUUUAUAGAAUCACCGCUGGCGAUUAAACGUGCUUCCGUGGCACUGGUGUACUUGCCUACUGGUUCUAUACAUUGCACCUCUCACCUUUUCUUCAAUCAAACAUUAUUCUAUUUAUGUUACAAAUAAAAUAAAUUAAUAACAUCAUGCUGGUAUUGUUUUCUUUGAUUUGGAAAUAAGGUCAUACCUUAUAGUUUAUUAUUGUACCAUAUACAGUAUUUCCUUUGAACUUAAAAAAAAAAUGAUAUUACGAUAUUUAGUUGACCUCUCGAAUGGAUAACCAUAAAAUAAAUGAAAUUAUUUCCUGUUUCAUUACCGACUCUCUCUAAUCUAGCACUUUGACCGUUAUACAAACAAUAGUAUGUGAUAUGUAUAUCAUAUAUCAUCAAUUACUGAGGGUGGUCAACCUUUCAUAAUUUAUUAACUACUUUAUACAGAAAUUGUAUUUUGCAAUGAGAAACCGACACUUUAUAGAUAUCAUCAUCACUUGUCAUCAAUUUUUCAAAAAUAGACAAUUACUUUUUUCAAAAAAUUAAACAUAAAAUCUAUUCUAUUAAAACAGUAACGUGACCUAUUGAUAUAAGUGUGGUCCAACUAUUUAACACAAUUAUUAAAAUCUCUUAUUAAUCAUUUAAGAAAAAUAAUAUACAAAGAAAAACACAAAUAUAACUAAAAAUUAUAAAUAUAAAAACUAAAUAUCUAAAAAAAUGUAAAACAAAAAAUAUACCCACCUUUUUUGGAAAAUGUUGAGUCAGAAUCUAGUAAAAGUAUAUAAAUCUAAUAGUUAAUCUUUUACCCUUUUUAGAUUAUAUGCUUUUACAUGUUUAGAAAGGAAUCAGGUUGUCAAUUUAGAUUUUGUAAUAGAACUGAAAUCUGACCAUAAACUUGGGUUCUUUUAAGGAAUUCUCAAAUAUUAAUAAUGAGUAUAUAAAUUUAGUCAAUGCUGCCAAAUUUUAUUUUCCCUUUUACUCUGCCAGCCUUUUCUGGUUUUUAAUCUACCAAGAAAAUGUAUAAAAAUGUACUAAAAAAAUAUCAGUCUUAUUAUCGAAAUUUUAUACUGUACAUAAGAAAUUUGUUAGUUAUUAUUUGCAACCCAUGAGAAAUGAGUAAAUAUUAGCAACUGAUCGCAAGCCGCAUAAACAUACAAAUUCGCAGAAACAUGCAAAUGAAUAGCGGCAUUUUACAAAAAAAACAUAUCAUUAUUAUUAUCAAAAUUUUAUGCUGGACAUAAUUAUGUAUUUGGUUAAGCAUACCAAUUUACCAGAGAUUAAAGACAACAUUGCAAUCAUUUUUUAAAAAAAUAAAUAAAUCUUAUAGUAUAUAUUAGUGACUUUUUAGUUAUUAUUUACAAACCAUGAAAAAUGAGUGUAUAAUAAUGACUGAUCGUAACCCGCGGCGACAUGCAAACGAAUAUGUAAUAUUAUGAAUUAUACAAUAAUAUUCCAUAUUCGUUAUUGCUUAAGAAAUGUUAAUCUGAAAGAGAAAAGCCUCAUAAACAAACUUUUGGACAUAACAAUAUAUUAAAUAAUUGUGUUAGCUGCUAUAUUUAUUUAGUCCAAAAUUAUUUUUACAUAUUAUAUAUAACUUAUAUUCUAAAAACAUAUUGAAGACACUACAAUUUUACAGUGAUGAUUGUUUUUAGUUUUUGCAGUUUUAAGACAAUGUCAACAUUUAACACAAAAAUUCUAAAAUACAUGUGCAUAUUUAUAAGAAUACCGUUUAAAAUCUUUUCCCGCGUAAAAUUGUUGCAAUUCUAUUUUCAAAACACUGGUAUAUUUAUUUUCAUAAAGUGUUCGUUAAACAUAGAUAGAUUAAUUAUGAAAAACUGUCAGUUAUUUUCGCUUUGAAAAUGAUAUAUAUCUUUGAUUAGCUAAAUGAUUUUCUUAUAGCCUGACAUAAAAUUAUCUAAAUUUUAGGACAAUAAGUUCUGGUGAAAUUAUCAUUUUAUGGACUUGUGUUUUUUUAAUUAAAAACAAAAUUAAUUUUAGUUAAAAACAAAAUCUAAAUUAUAAAUGGAAUGAAACUCAAAGAAGAUAUUGAAAACUUUAUAAAUAUCCUUCACACAAGGUUUGUGCCUCUUAAACUCUUAUCAUGACUCUUAAGGUUCUAUUAGUACCCAUUCAUAGUCUAAAUUAAUGCUCAUUAUUUAUAGAGAUACACAUCUUUAUAUAUAUCUCUCGUCUGUUUCUCUCUCUCUCUCUCUCUCUCUCUCUCUGUCUCCGGGGUCAAGUGGCUUCUUUGUUUUGAAUUAAGAGGCUGAAGCAACAACAACAACCAAAAGGUCUCAAGAGAUUUCUAGGGUGAGAUCAUCUUCUCUCCUCUGAAAAAUGUAUAACACCAAUAUAGGGAUGUUCCCCACUUUAGUAACAAGCCCAGUGCCUCGUUUCCCCGAAGGAGAGACGUGUUUCGCAUCACCUAACGCUACGUGCAACGACCCUACUGAAGAAGAAAUGGAGAUAGAGGAGCUUGAGAAGAAGAUCUGGAAAGACAAGCAGCGUUUAAAGAAACUCAAGGAGAUGUCCAAGAACGGGUUAGGUAGAGCAUCGUUGAAGCAGCCUCCUGACGAUGAACAUUCGAGAAAGAGAAUGAUGUACCAGGCACAGGACGGGAUCUUAAAGUACAUGUCCAAGACAAUGGAGCGUUGCAAAGCUAAAGGCUUCGUGUACGGCGUCGUUUUCGAGAACGGGAGAACCGUAACGGGGUCUUCUGACAAUCUCCGUGGAUGGUGGAGAGACCAAGUGAGGUUUGAUAGGAACGGACCAGCUGCUAUACUGAAGCACCAGAGAGAGAUCAAUCUCUCCUCCACUGAUGGAAAUGAGUUAGGAUCCUCUGAGGAUGGAGGAGAUUGUACUGCGCAUAAGUUGCUUGAGCUGCAAGAUACAACUCUAGGAGCUCUUUUAUCUGCUCUGAUGCCUAACUGCAAGCCUCCUCAGAGGCGAUACCCUUUGGAGAAAGGCGUGCCGCCGCCUUGGUGGCCGACGGGGAAAGAAGACUGGUGGGGUGAUCUGCCUUUACCCGAUGGUUGUAGAGGACAUCCUCCUGCUUACAGGAAGCCUCAUGGCCUCAAGAAGAUGUGGAAGGUUGGUAUUUUGAUUGGUGUGAUCAGACAUAUGAUGGCUUCAGACAUUACCGACAUAGUGAAGCUGGUGGGACGGUCUAGGACUCUGCAGGAGAAGAUGACUUCAAGAGAAGGCUCUUUAUGGCUAGCUGCUUUGAACAGAGAGAAGGCCAUUGCUGCUCAGAGUCAGAAGCAGCCUUUAACCUUCUCGGAAGAGGAUGGAACUGGUGGGGAGAUGGAUGCUCUAUUCCCUGAACCUGCAGAUUAUGAGGUUGAAGGAAGUGUUGGGCCUCGUCAUCGUCUCAACCAGCAGUUUCAUGGAUUUGACAACAACAAUUUCAAUAGUGGUUAUAACAACAAGAGGAGGUUUGAAGGAGAGUCACUUCAUCCAGGAACGAACCUAACUUGUGAGAACAGUCCCUGUCCUUAUAGCAGACCAGAGAUGGGAUUCAAUGACAGGGUCUUAAGAGAGAAUCACCAAAUGACUUGUCCUUAUAAACAACCCACACCCUUUUACCAACCCGCUGAACCUUUUGGUAUGCCUUAUCCGGAUUAUAACCGGAGUUUUUAUGGAAACAGACCGGAGAGCCAAGUGGGAAUGCAGCAGCAGCAGCAGCAAGUUCAGAGCAUUCCAGACUAUUUUACUCAAUCCAACAAUCUCUACAGACCAAAAGCAGCAGAAAGAGGAGGUAAUACUUCGGUGAUGAAUCAUAAUACCAACAAUGGCUAUGCGCAAACAGUAGGGAUGGAGAACUAUCAUCAGAAUCAAGAUCAAGACUUGUCCAUGCCUUGGAUUCAGUGAAGAUAAAGCUUCAUUAGUUUAUCUUGCUUUCCUUUGUAGCUUUGUUUCUUGCUUCUUUUUUUU